Molecule: messenger RNA, 1826 nt
Organism: Leucoraja erinaceus (little skate)
Lineage: Eukaryota; Metazoa; Chordata; Chondrichthyes; Rajiformes; Rajidae
Exons: 4
Coding region: 231-1826 (531 amino acids)
Source: RefSeq, a predicted model, not a curated record
GUCGCUGCUGAGCUGCGGCUUGAGUAACCUUACCCACUCCAUCGUGCAACAGAAGUACCUGAAACAUUCCCAUAAAGCCACGCUGAGCAGCGCAGAGAAAGCAGAGCUGAGGAUCGCGGUGGAGAGAGCGUUGCUCAACUACCAGAGCAGCGACUCUAGUGACGAUGAGCCCCUGAGCCGCAAGGCUGAGACCCUGAGGGGGGGGGCGGUGAAACGUCAGCGGGGGGGAGAUGCCGAACUCCCCGUCACCCCGGCAGGGGAUGUCCCGGAGCAAGAGGGGUAGAACCGACAGCACUGGAUCAGGCCCUGUAUGUGGAGACCACUCUGGAGACGGGACUGCCGGAUCUGGCAGCGACUGCGAGAUUCCGGGCCGGAGAAGGAAGGCCGGCGAGUCGGAAGAGAGCAGUGACUCCCGGAACGGCAGGGCGGAGAAGACGGAGCGGGGAGGCGGGGAGGUUGCUGAACCGGCCCGUGCGGGGCAAGACAGGGGAGGGGGAGAGGAGGAAGAUGUCGGGGGAACUACGCCGAAUAAUUUCUCGGGGUCCGUGAGGAAGGGGGAAGAUGAUGAAGGCAAGGAGGGGGAGGAGGAGAUGGAGAGCGAGGGGGGACAAAAUCUGAAGGCGGGCGGGAAACGCAAGAGGAACGAGGCAAAUGCUCCCGGCAACGUCCCGUCCAAACGCAGACGGCCAUUGGAAGAGGAGGAAGGCGAGGACAAGGAUGGAGAGGAGAGUGAAGAGGAGAGGGGCGAAGUUACGACGAAUAUCGCGGUGAAACGCAGGACGUGCGUCCGAUUGGCUCUGGGGAAGAGAUGCUACAAGGAGGAGAGGGGCGGGGAAGAGGAGGAGGAGAGUGAGGGUGAAGACAAGAGGAAAAUGAAGAAGAAUGUCGCAGUGAAAGGGAGGAUUAGCCCACGAGUGUCCCUGAAGAAGAGCGGUGACAAAUCGAAGAAUGAUUCAUCAGAGGAGAGUGAGGAAGAGAGUGAGGGUGAAGACAAGAAGAUAAUGAAGAAGAAUGUCGCAGUGAAAGGGAGGAUUAGCCCACGAGUGUCUCGGGGGGAGAGCAGAGCCAAAUCGAAGAAUGAUUCAUCAUCGGAGGAGAGUGAGGAAGAGAGUGAGGAUGAAGGCAAGAUAAUGAAGAAGAAUGUUGCAGUGAAAGGGAGGAUUAGCCCACGAGGAUCUCGGGGGGAGAGUGGCCCUAAAUCGAAGAAUGAUUCAUCAUCGGAGGAGAGUGAGGAAGAGAGUGAGGGUGAAGACAAGAAGAUAAUGAAGAAGAAUGUCGCAGUGAAAGGGAGGAUUAGCCCACGAGUGUCUCCGAGGAAGAGCGGCCCUAAAUCGAAGAAUGAUUCAUCGGUGGAGGAGGAGAGUGAGGAAGAGAGUGAGGGUGAAGACAAGAAGAUAAUGAAGAAGAAUGUCACAGCGAAACAGAAGAUGGGCGUGCGAAAAUCUCCGAGGAAGAGCGACUCCAAAUGCAAGAGCGGUUCGUCGGAGGAAGAGGAGGAGGAGGAUGAUGAGGAGGAGGAGGGGAGUGAGGAAGAGAGUGCGGAUGAGGACAAGAGGAAAUUGAAGAAGAACGUCUCUGUGAAACCGGAGAGAGAUCUUGCAGGGACUCAGGGUAAGAGGGGCUCCAAACUGGAGGAGGAGAGCGAGGAGGAGAAGGAGGAAGAGAGUGAGGAUGAAGACAAAAAGGAAAUGAAGAAGAAUGUCGCAGUGAAAGGGAAGGUGAGUCUCCGAGUGUCUCCGAGGAAGAGCGGCGGUGAAAAUCGAAGAAUGAUUCAUCAGAGGAGGAGAGUGAGGAAGAGAGUGAGGAUGAAGACAAGAAGGAAAUGA